Messenger RNA from Helicoverpa armigera (cotton bollworm), 9969 nucleotides. RefSeq names its product dystrophin, isoforms A/C/F/G/H. NCBI's taxonomy places the organism in Eukaryota, Metazoa, Arthropoda, Insecta, Lepidoptera, Noctuidae. Gene Ontology annotation, cellular component: plasma membrane. Gene Ontology annotation, biological process: synaptic signaling. Gene Ontology annotation, molecular function: protein binding; zinc ion binding. The record is from RefSeq and is a predicted model, not a curated record.
GAGUUGGAAGAAGACAAUGAAAAGAGAAAAGAGAUUCCGGGCAUCCUGGAGCGCGUGGAGAAGGAGAUAGAGAGUCAGCGCGCGGAUUUUGCCAACGUGGAGGAAAUACAGCGCCGCCUCGCCGCGGAGCCCGGCCUCCAGGACGAAGCCCAACGACACGCCGAAAGCAUAGACGACCUGAAAACACGAUGGGAAAAUAUACAACGAACGAUUUUAGACAUAAGGAACACUAUGAAUCUGUUGGAAGACAAAGAGAAGUUGGGCUCAGACACGGAGGCGACGCAGCGCGAGCUGGACGAGGCGGAUGCCUGGCUGCAGGCGCUCGCCCGCGAGCCGCCCGCGCACAACCAGCUCGUGCACCUGCGCACCCGCGCCCGCGCCCUCCGCGCCCUCGCGCCGCGCCUCGGCGAGCUGCAGGCCCGCGCCGCCGCGCUGCACGCGCGCCUGCCCGCGCCCGCGCUGAGCGCCGCCGCCGCGCUGGCGCAGCAGCACGCGCGCCUGCUGGACGCGCUGGCGGCGCGCGUGGCGGCGUGCGGUGCGCGGACCGCGCGCUGCCGGCGCGCCUGCACGCGCUGCAGGAGCAGGCGCUGGCGCAGCACGCGCUGCUGGCCGCGCCGCCCGCCAUGCGCGCCGAGCGCGAGCGCCUCGCCGACCUGCGCCGCCAGCUGCUGGAGCUGCACGACGCCGCGCAGCGCGAGCGCCGCGACCGCGCCGCGCCCUCCCAAGCGCACGAGCUAGACUUCAACAAUAGCAUGGAGAACUUGCUCUCCAAGUUCGAAGACACCAAAACAAUCCUACAACAGAAGAUUACCAAGUUGGAAAACGGCGAGGCGCAGAUGCAGCAGCUGGAGCAGCUGAGCGCGGAGGUGUCGGCGUGGCUGGACGCGGCGGAGCGCUUCACGCGCGAGUGCGACGCGCUGCCGCUCGGCGACCAGGACGCGCUCGAGCGUCUGCUGCACACCAGCAACGAAUUCGAAGAACAGAAAGAAUCUUUCAAAGCCAAAUUAGAAGUAAUAGAAAGUACCAAAGAAUCUAUUCUCGAAGACUGCGAGGAAGGCGUCGCGAAGACGAUCCAGAACGAUACGAAAAACUUAAAGAAACGAUACGAGAGCGCGACCGCCGCCGCGUUCCGGAGCAACGAGGCGCUGCGCCGCGCGCUGGAGCGCACCGAGGCCGUGCUGCGCGACAUCGACGACACGGCGCGCUGGCUGCGCGAGCUGGAGGCGCAGGCGCCGCGCGAGCACGAGUGCGGCAUCGGCGACUCGGGCGCGCUGUACGCCAUGAAGGCGCGCUUCCAGGCGCUCAAGGAGCGCUGCGACGCGCGCACGCCCGCCUUCCGCGCGCUCAACGAGGCGGGCAACGACCUGCUGCUGGCGUCGCCGGCCCCGCCGCCCGCGCUCGCGCGCCAGCUCACGCAGCUCAACGCGCGCUGGACGGCGGUCACGCACGGCGUGUACGAGCGCUACAAGGUGCUGGCCGAGGCGUGGCACGAGUCGGGCGAGCUGCGCGCGUGGCUGGCGCAGGAGCGCGGCUGGCUGGAGGGGCUGCAGCGCCGCCUGCGCCGCUCGCCCGACGCGCCCGCCGACGCCGAGGAGAUCUCCGACGAGCUCUACGACUUAGAGAACUACAUCCAGAACCACAGCGACGAGCGUCUGUCGCGCAUCCAGGACAUCGGGCGGCAGCUCAUCGACGCGCACAUCAUGCCCGCCUGGAUCCAGGCCGAGAUCGACGCCGUCACCUCCAGCUGGGACACGCUGCGGGCCGAGGCGGCCGCACGCAGCGCGCUGCUGGAGCGCGGCGCGCGCGAGGCGGCGCGCUGCGAGGUGGCGCUGGACCGCGUGCAGCAGUGGCUGGACGCGCUGCCCGCGCCGCCCGCGCCGCCCGCGCCUGCUGCGCCAGCUGCCGGCCAGCGCGCGGCGCUGCGCGACGUGCGCGCGCAGGCCGACGCCUACGCGCGCGCGCGCGGGCGGCGGCGGCGGCGCCUGCGCGAGCAGCUGGAGCUGCUGGCGCGGCGCCUGGCGGCGGCCGAGGCGUGGCUGUGCGGCGCCGCGCCCGCCGCCGCGCCCGCGCUGCCGGAGCGGCUGGCGGCGGCGCAGCGCUCGCUGGAGGCGGUGCAGCGCGAGUGCGCGGCGGCGCUGGCGCCGGCGGGACACGAGCCCGACGCCGUGCGCGCGCAGCUCCGCACCUGCCUCCGAUUCUAUCGGACGUUGAGUGAAAUCAAGUCGGAGGUGGAGACGAUCAUCAAGACGGGCCGCAAGAUGGUGGAGGAGAAGACGGUGGAGGAGCCGCAGGAGUUCUCCAAGAAGAUCGACCUGCUGAAGGAGCUGUACAACAAGCUGGGCGCGCAGAUCACGGAGGCCAAGGCGCGGCUGGAGUACGCGCUGCUGACGGCGCGCGAGAUACAGAACGACCUGCACGCGCUGGCCGCCUGGCUGGACGGGCUGGGCGCCGGCCUGGGCCGCCAGGCGCUGGAGCUGGAGAUGUCGCGCAUGGAGGCCACGCGCAACAAGCUCAACGCCAACUACGCCGAGUUCGCGCGCAACUGCGACCCCGCCUACCUGGACAAGCUGGCGGACCAGGUGGCCGACAUCAACGCGCGCUGGGACCGCCUCAAGCGGCACGGCGUGGCGCCCGCCGCCGACGACGAGCUGCAGCGCUUCCUGGACGACGCCGAGCAGCAGCUGGAGUGCCGCGACACCGCCAGCGCCGCCAAGCUGCGCGUGCUGGCGGGCGAGCUGCGGCGCCGCGCCGCGCCGCCCGGCCCGCUGGCCCGGCGCCUGGCCGCCGCGCUGGACCGCGUCACGGCCGCCACGCAAGCGCACGCUGACGCAGCGGCCGCUGUCGAGUACGAGAACGUUACGGAUACUAUUAAGAGACGCCUAGAGAGUCCCGUUAACACUCCGGAGACCGAAAAACCGGAAUUCAAAAAGUCUAAGAUACCGCUCGCUCUCAAGAGUCCUGUACCUAUAAAGAAAGAAAUCAAAGAAGGUGGCCAUAGGAGUAGGGGUUCGUCACUAGAGAGAGGCAAGCGAGUGUCCGAAAGUCCAAUGUCGGACAGCGUGAACAGCGGCAUGUCGACGGACUCGAUAGAGCCGUCGGUGUCGCGCGUCAGCUCCGUGCCCUCCACGCCCGACACGCCCAAGAAGAACAGCAGCACCUUCAACCUGCUCUCCGACAGCGACCUCUUCACGCAGAUCUCCAACAACAACAUAGUGCCCCAGCCCGCCGCCCCCGCCCCCCCCGCCGACAGACCGCAGGCCGACCCGUGCCACGUGGUCGAGGUCAAGGAGCACGAGAUAGUCAAGUCUACCGUCAGCCCCAUAGAGCCCAUGGAGAUGUAUCCCUUCGAAGCGAUCGACGCCGUCGUCGAGUUCAUACCGCAGAGCGUCGAGACCGUCGAGAUCAUCGACGACACCGAGAACGACUCUCUCACCGACUCGGACGACGCGCACUGCUCUCCCGGACCCGAUGAGAAGAGACGCACCGUCGAUUUGGGAACCGAACCUAAGACCUUUGUCGUAGAAGUCAAAACUCUGGAACAAAGAAUGAAACCGACCCUCGGCAUACUGAAGCGCAAGAGCAGCUCAGAGCAAGACGCGGCAAGCGCGGCGGCGGACGUGCCCGACGUGGUGGCCGGCGCCGAGCAGCCGCUGAGCCGGCGGGCGCAGCGCGAGCAGCUCAACGAGUACCUCAUCCUGGACGAGGUGCCGCGCGAGCAGGCGGCGCUGCCCGAGCCGUCCGCCACGGCCGCCGCCGCCGCCGCCAGCCUAGCGCCGCACGAAGCUAUAUACUCGGAGGUGGACGACACGCCGCAGUUGCGUUUGACGUCGUGUAGCGAGUUCGACGACAAGCCGCCGCUGUCGACGUCGACGCCCAUCAAGGCGGAGGAGCGCAAGCAGGCGGCGCAGGUGGUGGCCAUGUCGCCCAAGCCGGCGCCCGCCGCGCCCGCCGAGCGCGGCCUGCAGCACGACCAGCACCAGACCGCCGACGACUCUACUAACGAAGCAGAGGCGGUCGCGAGGGCGGUCCCGGAGGCGAGCGCGGAGGGCGCGGCUUCGGGCGCGGAGGAGGGCGCGGAGGAGAGCGCGGAGGCGGCGCUGCGCGCGCGGUUCCCGGCGCAGGCGGACGCGGAGCUGGCGGCGUGGGCGGCGGCGGCGGCGGCGCUGGCGCGGCGCAUGGACGUCAUGCUGCUGACGGUGGGCGGCGUGGCGGCCGAGCGCGACCCCGCCAAGCGCCUCGAGAUCCUGAAGAACCAGCUGGGGCAGCUGGCGCCCGACGCGGCGGCGCUGAUCUCGCGCGGCGACUCGCUCGUGUACGACAAGCACAAGCACAGCCCGCUGCUCGCCGACUACCUGCAGACGCACUUCCAGGACAAGCUGCGGAACAAGUGGUCCAUGGUGAUGUCGGAGAUCGAGCAGAAGCGCGAGCUGGCGCUGCAGGCGGAGGACAACCUGAAGGAGCUGGACCGACUCGUGGACGAGCUGCAGGCGUGGUGCGACGCCUUCGACGACAAGCUGGCCAGCGACCCGGCGGGCGCGCGCGCGGAGCUGGAGGCGCGCGCGGGCGCGGCGGAGCGCGCGGGCUGGCUGGCGCGGGCGCUGCGCGCGGCGCACGUGGGGCGCGAGCGCGGUGGCGCGGGCGCUGGCGGGCUGGGCGCGGGCCGAGCGCGCGGCGGGCGGUGCGGCCGAGCCGUGCGCCGCGCCAACCUGGCGCGCGAGGCGGUGGCGGCGCUGGCGGCACAGCUGCGCGCCCCGCCGCUCGGCGGACGCGACUACGACGACUUCCCGCUGCAGGAGGACGCGCUCGCGCGAGUGCGCGCGCGUGCCGACAGCGUGGGCGCGCAGGUGAGCGCCGCCCUGCGCGCGCUGCCCGCGCCGCCCGCCGAGCCCGCCGAGCCACAGGCCGCGCAGGAGGCGCAGGAGGCGCAGGCCGCGCGGCUGCGCGACAAGCUGCAGCGCGAGUGGGCCGCCGUGCAGGACGCGAUCGCGGCGAGACAAGAGAGGUGGCGCAAGUGCCAGACGGAGUGGGCGUCGCUGUACGCGCUGCUGGAGGCGUGCGGCGCGUGGCUGGACGGCGCGGAGCGGCGACUGGCGGGCGCGGCGCCGGACGUGGCGGCGCUGCGCGCGGAGCAGGCGGCGCGCGCGGAGGAGGCGGCGCGCGCGCGGGCGGCGGGGCGCGCGGUGGUGGCGGCGUGCGGCGCCCCGCUGUCGCGGCACGUGCAGGAGCAGCUGCAGCAGCUCGCCGAGCGCUGGCACGCCGUGGCCGCGCGCCUGCACACCGACACAAGUGAACCGGAGGAACCGCCGACUGCGGAAGCUACCACUGACACUGAACAGAGCGAGACGGAGACGCAGUGGGCGGAGACGGCGCAGGCGCAGCUGCGCUCGGUGGCCGAGCUGCUGGACACCACGUGCGCCAACGUGUCGGACCGCACGUGCCUCGCCAUCCGACACAGUCUCGUCAAGGCGCGCUCGGAGGAGCUGGCGGGCACGCUGCAGGCGGCGCGCGGCGGCGCCGAGCUGCGCGCGCAGCUGCAGGCGGCGCAGGGCAAGCUGGCGGCGCACGGGCUCUUCCUGGGCGACAAGCUGGCGGCGCUGGAGCAGCACAGCGCGCGUCUACGGGCCGCGCUCGCGUGGGCCAGCGACGCCGUCGCCGCGCUCGACGCCGCGCCGCCGGACCAGCGCCAGCACAAGCUCGACGAGUUGGCGACGGAGUGCGCGUCCCGCGCGGCGGACACGCGCGGUGUGCUGGAGGCGCAGGCGGCGCUGGAGCGCGAGUGUGGCGCGGCGCGGCAGAGCGCGGCGGGGGAGCUGCGCGAGGCGGCGCUGCGCCUGCGCGACGCCUGGGCGCGCCUGCCCGCUCCGCCCGAGUGGAGCGCGCGCGCGUCGACGCGGCGCCGCUCGUCGCAGCAGUCGCCGGCCGCGCUGCUGGCGCACUUCGACACCACAGUGCUGCAGAUCCGCGACUGGGUGUCUGUGGAGGUGGACAUGUUGCGCACGCAGGCGGUCGCCGUCGGCGAUGUGGACGACAUCCUGCACCAGCUCGACAAGCAGAAGGGUGUACUCCGCGAGCUGGAGCAGAAGAAGCCGCAGCUGGACGAGCUGCUACACACCGCCGAGAGCCUCAAGGGCACCGAGAACAGGCAGCAGCUGCACGGGAAAGUAACAGCCCUACGCGAGCACUGGGACGAGGCGAAUGCGCGCGUCCUACAGCGCAAGGCGCAGCUGGACGCGAUGCUGGGCGACUCGCAGCGAUACGAGGCGAGGCGGCGCGACGCCGACGCGUGGCUGUCGCGUAUGGAGGCGCGGCUCGCAGCCAUGCAGCCGCCCGCCAACACGGCCGAUGUGCUGGAGAUGCAGCUUAGGGAGCAGAAGUCAUUCCAUGCUGAAGUGCAUCAGUACAAGCAUCAAAUCGAGCUUUUUGGGCAGCUGACACAGCGCCUGAUCGCUGUGUAUCGCAAUGAUGACACAACCCGCAUCAAACGCUCCACCGAGGCCAUCAACCAUAGAUACAAUGAGCUUAACAACAGUAUUGUGGCUCGCGGCAAAGCGCUGCAUUCAGCAGUAUCAUCGCUGCAGAACUUCGACCGGUCGCUGGAGAAGUUCGUCGCGUGGCUCAGCGAGGCGGAGUCGUUGCUGGACGCGGCCGAGAGGGAUCCUCAUCUGUUAAAGGACCUUCAAUCAGAGAUCGAGACACACCGCGAUGUGUACGCGUCGCUCACGGGGACAGGACGCCGACUCCUCGGCUCCCUGUCCUCGCAGGAGGAUGCCGUCAUGCUGCAGAGGAGGCUCGAUGAGAUGAACCAGAGAUGGCAUCAUCUCAAGUCCAAGAGUAUGGCUAUCAGGAACCGCUUGGAGAGCAACGCAGAGCACUGGUCAGCUCUGCUCCUCUCUCUGCGGGAGCUCACCGAGUGGGUUAUCAGGAAGGAGACGGAGCUCAACGCCCUCGCUCCACCCAGGGGCGACCUGCCUGCACUACUUAAACAACAGGAUGAUCAUCGAGCCUUCAGAAGACAGCUAGAAGACAAGCGACCAGUCGUCGAGAGCAAUCUUCUGAGUGGCAGACAAUACAUCGCCAACGAGCCGCCUCUGUCAGAUACGAGCGACACCGAAGCGAGUCGCGACAACGAAGGAGACUCCCGCGGCUACCGCUCUGCUGAGGAGCAAGCUCGGGAGCUGGCCAGGUCCAUCAGGAGAGAGGUCGCCAAGCUGGCAGACAAGUGGAACACCCUGGUGGACCGCAGUGACGCCUGGGGACGGUGCUUGGAUGAUGCUGUACAGCGUGUCCGAACCUUCACGACCUCACUAGACGAGCUCGCAGGGCGCGUGCAAGCCGCCGAGGCCGCGCGCUCAUCAUGGCGCGGGCCGGGCGACGCUCGCGACGCGCGCGCGCAGCUCGACGCCGUCUCCCGCGCCCGCGCACAACUGCCUCCUCUGAGGAGACUGGCUGAUGAACUCCAUGCGCAAGCUCAGCAGCUGGCGAGAGAUAAGAUUCAGCUGCCUGAUCAUUUGUUGGCUAGGCUUGAUGAUUUGAAUACUAGGGUAUCAGGUCUGAUGUCUGGCGGCGAGGAGCGCGUGCGUCAACUGACCGGAGUCGCGAGGGACGGCGGCGCGGGCGCAGCGCAGGGCUUCCUCGCCGGCUCUGUGGAACAGCCCUGGGAGAGGGCCGUCACGCCUGCUAAUGUACCUUAUUAUAUCAACCAUGAGUUGGAGACAACACACUGGGACCACCCGAAGAUGAUCGAGCUGAUGAACUCUCUAGCCGACCUGAACGAGGUUCGCUUCUCCGCGUACCGGACAGCGCUCAAGUUGAGGACGGUGCAGAAGGCGUUGUGCAUGCACAUGCUACAGUUGCCUGCCGCUCUAGAAGCGUUUGACUCGCACGGGCUUCGCGCGCAGAACGAUCGCCUCAUCGACAUACCUGACAUGAUCACUGUGCUUACUUCCUUGUAUGAGGUAAUAGCAGCAGAGAACCCAAGCCUAGUGAACGUGCCACUCUGCCUGGACCUGUCCAUCAACUGGCUCCUCAACGUGUACGACAGCCAGCGCACCGGACAGAUCCGGGUGCUUAGCUUCAAGGUCGGGCUGGUGCUGCUGUGUAAGGGACACCUGGAGGAGAAGUAUAGGUAUCUCUUCCGACUUAUCGCAGACCCGUCUUGCAGAGCAGACCAAAGAAAACUAGGACUGUUGCUACACGACUGCAUACAGGUACCGCGACAACUUGGUGAAGUGGCAGCGUUCGGAGGGUCCAACAUCGAGCCCUCAGUGAGGAGCUGCUUCGAGCAAGCCUCCGCCGCCACCAAGGAGGGCAGCAAGGGUGGCACUCUUGAUAGGAAAGUUGUGAACCUCCCAGAAAAAGAGAAAGACAAAGAGCCAGAGCCAUCUAAAGACAAGACUUUAGAACGGGACGCAGAUGGGCAGCUGCAGUUCAUAGAAGCCUGCCACUUCCUGCAGUGGCUGCAGAAGGAGCCGCAGUCCAUGGUGUGGCUGCCAGUGCUGCACCGGCUGGCGGCUGCGGAGACGGCCAAGCAUCAGGCCAAGUGCAAUAUCUGUAAGGAGUACCCCAUUGUUGGGUUCAGAUACCGUUGUCUGAAAUGCUUCAACUUCGACAUGUGCCAGAAAUGUUUCUUCAACGGCCGCAAAGCCAAGAACCACAAGCUGACGCAUCCCAUGCAGGAAUACUGCACUGCUACAACAUCGGGUGAAGACGUGCGUGAUUUCACUCGUGCACUGCGCAACAAGUUCAAGUCUGCUCGCUACUUUAAGAAGCAUCCCCGAGUGGGAUACCUACCAGUGCAGACUGUGCUUGAAGGCGACGCGCUGGAGUCGCCGGCGCCGUCGCCGCAGCACUCGGGCGGCGGCGCGCUGGGCGGCGACGACAUGCACUCGCGCCUCGAGCUGUACGCCACGCGCCUCGCGCAGGUCGAGCUCGGCGCCAAGCCCGGAGACACGCCUGACAGCGAUGAGGAACAUCAGCUGAUCGCUCAGUACUGCGCGUCGCUGAACGGCGGCGCCGAGGCUGACGACGCGCCGCGCUCGCCCGUGCAGGUCGUCUCCAUCAUACACCGCGAGCAGAGACACGAGCUCGAGGCUAUGAUCAGGGAGUUGGAGGAAGAAAAUGCCAGUCUGCAAGCUGAGUAUGAACGUCUGAAGGCUAAACAGACUCCUGGAUCUACUCCUGAAGAACAGCAUGGAGUCAAUGAUAACAGGAACGCGCCUGUCGACCAGGACAUGAUGGCUGAAGCCCGCCUGCUGAGGCAGCACAAGGGCCGGCUGGAGGCGCGGAUGCAGAUCCUCGAGGAGCAUAACCGACAGCUCGAGGCGCAGUUGCAGAGACUGAGGAGGUUGCUCGAUGAGCCUGCCCAAGGCUCUCCGCCAGCUCGCACCGGUACUCUGCAGACUCGCUCUGUGACUGCUUCGCAACUCGCUACCGACUCGCCAGCUAAGAUGCAUAAUGGACUGUACCAUGAGUCACAAACUAACGGCGGAGGGGCGGGCGGCGCGGGCGCGCGGUGGGAGCGCGAGGAGCGUCCGCCGCCGCCGCCGCACGCCGUGCACUCGCUCAUGCACUGCGCAGAUGACCUUGGCCGCGCUGUCGAAGAACUAGUAUCAGUAAUGACGGAGGACAAUCAGAACCAGACAUCGAACUCUCCUCCGCAGUACACCAACGGGAAGCCUCCCUCCAAAGAGUAGCUCACAUCGAGACACAACGCGAAUGGUGCUGCCAAAGCCUGCCCUAACCUUCGAACUAGCAACACUGUCGAGUCAAACCAAAGAGAACGCUUUAAAAUCCCUUUAAAUUCUAUCCUUGCUACAUCGAAGUAAUAUAAAACAUUGUACAGUUUUAUCUACUACUAAUUUUCGACUCAUCACUAACAAUACCUGCACAUGCUGUUUCUACCUUAUUAUACAUAAGCUCUAACAUUCCACACAUCUCUAAUCGAGUGGGCUUCGGGGGAAAGAUACUAAA